CCGUGCGAGCAACAACGGCACAAGUGUACGCUUAAACCGUAUACAGUGCAAUAAAAGUAUUAAAAGUGAAGACAAAAAAAAAAAGGUCUUGACAUAAAUAAUAAUAAAAAUGGCAUCAUACCUGACGGAUCGCGGGACGUUUCGGUGGUAUUGAUACCGCAUUUUCGGUACAGAUAAAAAUCACCGUCGCGAUAUUGUGAUGUGCGUAAUCGAGCCGACAACGGAACGGACAGCGGGCUGCGGUCAACGUUGAUAUGCGAGGGUAAGCCUGAGUUUCGGGUGAACUAGAAACACCGAGGCAGCUUCCAUCGCUCGGGCUGCUAAGAUGGCCGAGGAAAAAGUCAACACUCACUGCCACUACAGCGAGGAGGAGGACGAGGAAUCCGACGGCGUCGUCGUUCCCGAGCUCCAGGGCAUAUUGUCCAAGUGGACGAAUUACAUCCACGGCUGGCAGUCCCGCUUCAUUGUACUCAAGGACGGCACCCUCUCUUAUUACAAAUCCGAACAGGACAGCGGAUUCGGGUGUCGAGGAUCCAUUGGCCUCUACAAGGCUGUUAUCAAGGCUCACGAGUUUGACGAAUGCAGAUUUGACGUGUCCGUCAAUGAUUGUCUUGUUUGGUAUUUAAGAGCCAAUAGUCCCGAAGAAAAGCAACGUUGGGUCGACGUUUUGAAAUCGUACAAGGCUGAGUCUGGAUACGGUAGCGAAAACAGCCUAAAACGUCAUGGCAGCGCGGUAUCUCUUACGUCCAACACACAGUCAACGGCGAGUGCUGGUAGUUUUAGUAAACGCGGAAUCCGAGGGCUGAAGGAAAAGUUGGCGGAAAUGGAAACUUUCAAGAAUAUAUUAGUCCAGCAGAUUGACACACUGCAGAAGUACUUUGAUAACUGUGCAGACAUUGCCAAAGUGUCGCCAGCAACGAAUCAGCGUAAGAAGCCAGCUCGAAACUCCAAAGAAAAUCUGACGGACGUGGAAUUCGAUCCGGCCGAACAAUCGGUCGACUUCAAGGGUGAAGCCAUCACGUUUAAAGCGACGAGCGAAGGAGUCUUGGCCACUCUUCAGCACUGUCUGGAUCUUAUGACACAGAGGGAAGACGCCUGGCGUCGCAGGUGGGAGAGAGAAGUUGAAAAACGUCGGAGAGUCGAGGAGCUUUAUUACAAAGCAGUUAAGGAACAGGUAGCCGCUUCUAGAGAAGAUUUUCCGACGCGCAGAGUCCUCAUACACGGGGGUCCUGACUACGAGGAAGGUCCGCACAGCACUCUUUGCGACGAGGAAUUUUACGACGCAGUCGAAACAGGCCUGGACAAAAUUGACGAAGAAAAUCAGCUUCGGGACAGGCUGAAGCAGAAGGUUGUCUCCAUUCCGACAAGUCCUACAACGUCGGCGGCCAAGCAUAGGCUUUGGCCAGAGAUUGACAAAGUCUCAACCGAGCAGCUGCAUUACGCAAGACUCGGAGUUGGCGGAGCUGGAGGUUGGCAACUAUUUGCAGAGGAUGGAGACAUGCGGAUGUACAGGCGGGAGGAGGAGGCUGAUGGCCUGGUUGUCGAUCCGCUCAAGGCUUGCCACGUUGUUAAGGGCGUGACAGGGCAUGAAGUUUGCAACAUAUUUUACAGCCCGGAGUACAGAAGCGGAUGGGAAGCAACGCUAGAGGACAUGACUGUUGUAGAAAAAAUUUCCGACGAUACCCUAGUAUUUUUACAGACGCACAAGCGGAUAUGGCCCGCCAGCCAGAGGGACGCCUUAUUUUGGUCCCACAUUCGGAGGGUUUCGGAUGACCAGGAUCCCGACGCUCAUGAUCUAUGGAUUGUCUGUAAUCACAGCACUGAAUACACGGAGCAUCCGCCAAACGCCGGAAAGUGUGUUCGAGUUUAUUUGACUGUUUGCCUAGUUUGCCAAACGUUUAUAGAUCCGCCAAAGGAAGGAAGCGAGAUUACGAGGGAUGACAUUACCUGUAAAAUUACCUAUUGUUCCGUAGUUAAUCCUGGCGGCUGGGCUCCAGCGGCGGUUCUUCGGGCGGUCUAUAAACGGGAAUAUCCAAAGUUUUUGAAACGCUUUACGAGCUACUGUAUCGACCAAUGCAAAGACAAGCCAAUUUUAUUCUGAUCAUCCGCCACCCCUGUGAAUUAUUCAUAAUAUUGUACACAAAUAUUAUCUGUGAACUUGGAAGUAAUGGGACAGCUCCUGAAAUAUAUUAUUAAAGUAUAAAAAUAAGAUCACUCCGUACAAGUAAAUAUAUAAUUCUUCAUAAAGAGACAGAGCGAGAAAAAAAAAAGAAAUAAAGAAAGAAGCAUAAAAAAAAUGGGACGAAAGAAAACGAUAAUGCAUGAAAUAAAAGGUGUGGUUCAAUGUUUACUUGUAAGAUUUGCUAACAGUUAAAGUUGUUCACCUUGCCAUCUCGUGCGACACGAUAUUAAUCAUUUCAGCUUAAUGAUAGUUACUUAAACUUAAACGAAUAUCUAUCGUAAAUCGAAUUGAAUGUUCAGAUCCAAUCUUAUAAUAUGUGAUAAAAUAUAGGUAAAUCUAACGAAUUUUAUUUUUCAUUCUAGACGCGCUAGAUUUACGUGUUUUCACAUAUGCACACGUGGUGAACAAACGUUUGUGAUCGCUUUGGAAAAUACAUUCACUUUAGGUCCUCGUGUGAAGAUAUACAUGUAAAUUUUAAGAAUAUUUAAGAUUGGAAGAAAUAACAAAUCUUACAGAUUAUUGAUACCGAUGAGUGUCGAAUUUUGCACAAGGUUUUACAAGAUUAAUCGACGUUCACUUUUACCGCAUUAUUGAUCUCGAGCAUGUUACAACGUAUCUGACAAAGAUGCGACUGUUGAUUAAUCAUGAAUUUCAAUCAUCCUUCGUCGCUUAUUUCGAAAAAAGAGAAAAUGCACCAACUAUCCUAUGUAGUAAUUGACAUUAAAAAAAUGACAACUUGUCAAUGCAACUUUGUGAGUCACGUUGUGUGCCCGAGUAGCUAAAAACACAUUCUCAGCCAAUUUUCGAGUAUUAUACUGGAGAUAAAUUAGUGAUAGCAGUACCUAAUGAUUAAGGAUGAUGUAGAAGAGAAAGCAAAAAAAAAAAAAAAUAGGAAAGGGUCGAAGCGAAAUCAAAAGUCAGAUUUUAUAUAUUUACAUAAUGUUUUUCUUGUAUAAAUUUCGAGCAUUAUACAUAGAAGUAUUUGGUACAUGAUUUAAACGCCAUCUGAUAGAAUUGUAUAAGAAAAA
Neodiprion virginianus is the source of this 3210-nucleotide messenger RNA. It is a transcript of the gene cert, whose product is annotated as ceramide transfer protein. Gene Ontology annotation, cellular component: Golgi apparatus. The transcript is spliced from 8 exons. The record is from RefSeq and is a predicted model, not a curated record. Lineage: Eukaryota; Metazoa; Arthropoda; Insecta; Hymenoptera; Diprionidae. Bases 326 to 2101 code for a protein of 591 amino acids. Gene Ontology annotation, biological process: ER to Golgi ceramide transport. Gene Ontology annotation, molecular function: phosphatidylinositol-4-phosphate binding.